This is a messenger RNA of Cordyceps fumosorosea ARSEF 2679, 2007 nucleotides long. RefSeq names its product DNA binding protein SART-1. The coding region runs from base 1 to 2007 and encodes 668 amino acids. Lineage: Eukaryota; Fungi; Ascomycota; Sordariomycetes; Hypocreales; Cordycipitaceae. The record is from RefSeq and is a predicted model, not a curated record. Gene Ontology annotation, cellular component: U4/U6 x U5 tri-snRNP complex. Gene Ontology annotation, biological process: mRNA cis splicing, via spliceosome; maturation of 5S rRNA. The transcript has 2 exons.
AUGACUUACAAGGCAACAGCCCCCAAAUACAUCCCUCCAAAUUUUGAGCUGGCAUCAUCAGACCUCGCCAAGAUGGACGCCGCGACGAUAGAAGAGACGAAUCGCAUACGUGUGUCGCUGGGCAUGAAGCCUCUGCCCGUCCCGGGUGCGGAAGUGGCCAGCGACUCGGACUCCGAACCGGACGAAGAGCGCGGCAGCACGCUCGAGACCCGCGAGGCCGAGGGCGGCGACAACUACAAGAAGUACCUCGACGACGAGGCCAACAAGCGGCGGCGCGAGCAAAGGGCCGCCGCCACCAGGAGGGCGCGCGAGCUGGCCCAGCGCAACAUCGUCCUCGACGGCAAGGGUCUGGGCGAGGCCGACGCCGCCGACGCCGCCGACGCGCGCGCGUGGCUGACCGGCCAGAAGAAGCGCCAGAAGAAGAUUGACAAGGCGCGCAAGCUUGAGGCGGAGCUGGCGGUAGCGGAGGCGGCGGCGGCGGCGGCCGUGCAGUACACGUCCAAGGACCUGGCCGGCAUCAAGGUCGGCCACGACAUGUCGGCGUUCCUCGACGGCGACGAGCAGAUCCUGACGUUGAAGGACGCGGCGAUUGAUGCCAAUGACGAAGAGGAUGAGCUGGAGAACGUGGCCGUCCGCGAGCAGGAGAGUCUAAACGAUAAGCUGGAUGUGCUGAAGCAGCGUCCUGGCUACAAUCCCAUGGAUGGCGAGGAAUCCAGCGGCAUCCUUGCGCAAUACGACGAAGAAAUCUCUGGCAAGAAGAGGAAGCGCUUCACGCUCGAUGAAACGGGCAUGAACGCCGAGCUAGCAGACAUUCUCAGUGCGCCAGCCGCAAAGAAGACGCAGCAGAACGUCUCCCUGGACGAUAUCGUUGGUGACGGAACACAGCCCUCAUCCGACUACCUCGACGCCUCGCAAAUAAAAAUCAAGAAACCCAAGAAGAAGAAGUCCAAGCAAACCAGACAAAAACAACAAGACGAGGACGACAUCUUCCCGUCAGAGCCUGUCCCUGAAGCAGAUAACGAGAUGGACGUGGACAGCAAAGACGGCAUCCGCAAGAAGCCAAAGUCAGUAUCGGACACCUUCGUCGACGACGACGACCUGCAAGCGUCACUAGCGACACAAAGAAGAAACGCGCUCAAGAAGCGGAAGAAGAUCCGCCCAGAAGACCUAGCAAAGAUGCUGAAGGAGCAAGGGGACCAGGAGGAUGGUCUCGAAGCUCAACAAGAUGGUGGUCUCGUUAUUGGAGCUGUGUCUGAGUUUGUCUCUGGUCUGGCCGCUCCCGAAGAAGUCGUCCGCAAACCAAAGCGAAGCCCCUCACCAAAGCGAAAAGCGAAGCCCGAGGAGCAUGGCGAAGACCAUGUCAUGGAGGACCUGGACGACGCGCAGGUUCAUGAGACAGAAUACCCAGAACCCCAGGAACAGCAAGACCAGGCCGAGGAAGAGGAGAAGAUGGUCGGCAGCGGCAUGGGCGCCGCCCUCUCCCUGCUCCGCGAGCGCGGCCUCGUCGAGGCCUCCAAGGGCGACGAGGAGCACGCCGCCUUCCGCGGGCGACAAGACUUCCUCGCGCAGAAGCGGCGUCUCGAGGAGGAGCUCGACGCGGAGACGCGGCGGCAGCGCGAGCGCGACCGCGCCAGCGGCAAGCUGGACCGCAUGUCCGUGCGCGAGCGCGAGGAGUACGCGCGGCAGCAGAACCAGUGGCGCGACCAGCAGCAGUCGCGGCGCGUCGCGGAGCUCUUCGCCGCCAGCUACCAACCCACCGUGGCGCUCAAGUACCGCGACGAGCUCGGCCGCGACCUCGACACCAAGGACGCCUUCAAGCACCUCAGCCACCACUUCCACGGCAAGUCCAGCGGCAACAUGAAGCAGCAGAAGCUGCUCAAGAAGAUGGAGGAGGACCGGCGGCGGGAGGCCCAGAGCAUGUUCGACGCCAGCCAGAGCGCGGGCAUGAGCAGGGCCACGGCGCAGCAGCUUAAGAAGCGCAAGGAGGCGGGUGUCCGUUUGGGGUGA